Scylla paramamosain (green mud crab) is the source of this 462-nucleotide messenger RNA. Its product is annotated as keratin-associated protein 10-11-like. Bases 1 to 462 code for a protein of 153 amino acids. The record is from RefSeq and is a predicted model, not a curated record. The transcript is spliced from 2 exons. Lineage: Eukaryota; Metazoa; Arthropoda; Malacostraca; Decapoda; Portunidae.
AUGGCGUGUGGCGGUGUGGUGAAGCGUGGCGUGUCCCUCGAUCUGGUGCUGAGCGCGUGCAGCACUGUAAUGCCGUGCUGCCGGGAGUGUUGCCGUGCUGCCUUACUGCCAGGAAGUGUUGCCAUGUGCCGGGAAGUGUUACCGUGUGCCGGGAAGUGUUGCUGUGUUACCAGAAAGUGUUGUCGUACUGCCGGGAAGUGUUGCCGUGUGCAGGGAAGUACUGCCUUGCUACCAGGAAGUGUUGCCGCGCUGCCGGGAAGUGUUGCCGUGUGCCGGGAAGUGUUGUCGUGCUACCAUGAAGUGUUGUCGUACUGCCGGGAAGUGUUGCCGUGUGCCGGGAAGUGCUGCCUUGCUACCAGGAAGUGUUGUCGUACUGCCGGGAAGUGUUGCCGUGUGCCGGGAAGAGUUGCCGUGCUGUCAGUGGGUGGUCGUGUUGGUGACUUUGGUGAAAUGACAGAGUAA